AUGGCCUUCCUCUGGAUCCUGUCCUGCCUCGCCUUCGUCAGCGCCGCCUACGGCUGCGGCACCCCCGCCAUCCCCCCCCAGGUGAGCGGCUACGCCCGCAUCGUUAACGGUGAGGAGGCGGUGCCUCACUCCUGGCCCUGGCAGGUGUCCCUGCAGCAAUCCAGUGGCUUCCACUUCUGUGGAGGUUCUCUGAUCAAUGAGAACUGGGUGGUGACCGCUGCUCACUGUAACGUCAGGACUUACCACCGCGUGGUGGCCGGAGAGCACGAUAAGGGCUACGGCUCCAACGAGGACGUCCAGGUGCUGAAGCCCGCCAAGGUGUUCACCCACCCCGACUGGAACCCUCGCACCAUCAACAACGAUAUCUCCCUCAUCAAGCUGGCCAGCCCCGCCCGCCUGGGCACCAACGUGUCCCCCGUGUGCCUCGCCGCGUCUGCCGACAGCUUCGCCCCUGGCAUGACCUGUGUCACCUCUGGCUGGGGUCUGACCCGCUACAACGCUCCCAGCACUCCCAACAAGCUGCAGCAGGCUGCUCUGCCCCUGCUGUCCAACACACAGUGUAAGACUCACUGGGGCAGCAACAUCUCCGACGUCAUGAUCUGUGCCGGAGGAGCCGGAGCUACUUCCUGCAUGGGUGACUCUGGUGGCCCUCUGGUCUGUGAGAAGGACGGAGCCUGGACUCUGGUGGGAAUCGUCUCCUGGGGAAGCAGCCGUUGCUCCACCUCCACCCCCGCUGUCUACGCCCGCGUCACCGAGCUCCGUGGCUGGGUUGACCAGAUCCUCGCCGCCAACUAA
Messenger RNA from Scomber japonicus (chub mackerel), 795 nucleotides. RefSeq names its product chymotrypsin B-like. NCBI's taxonomy places the organism in Eukaryota, Metazoa, Chordata, Actinopteri, Scombriformes, Scombridae. The coding region runs from base 1 to 795 and encodes 264 amino acids. The record is from RefSeq and is a predicted model, not a curated record. The transcript is spliced from 7 exons. Gene Ontology annotation, biological process: proteolysis. Gene Ontology annotation, molecular function: serine-type endopeptidase activity.